This is a messenger RNA of Rotaria socialis, 264 nucleotides long. NCBI's taxonomy places the organism in Eukaryota, Metazoa, Rotifera, Eurotatoria, Philodinida, Philodinidae. The record is from the annotation of a GenBank genome assembly.
AUGUCAACAAAUGUUUGUUCGAGUACAUCAACAACAGAUCUUUAUCAACGGCAUAUAACUUGUAGUGAUUCUUCUACUCAAACAAUGCUGUACGAUCAUAACGAUGAUGACUAUGCAAAUUACGAAGAAAUUCAUGGUCACGAGGACUCUUCAACAUUUCUUCAUACAAAGAAUAUAAAGAAAUCUGAUCAAACCACAUUGUGUCGAACAAAUCAUUAUUCAAUUGGUUGCUGGACAAAGCCGGCUUCUUUACUUACUAGUUAA